Drosophila montana is the source of this 1667-nucleotide messenger RNA. RefSeq names its product ADP ribosylation factor interacting protein arfaptin (gene Arfip). Bases 283 to 1287 code for a protein of 334 amino acids. Gene Ontology annotation, biological process: intracellular protein transport; regulation of Arp2/3 complex-mediated actin nucleation. Gene Ontology annotation, molecular function: protein domain specific binding; phospholipid binding. Lineage: Eukaryota; Metazoa; Arthropoda; Insecta; Diptera; Drosophilidae. The record is from RefSeq and is a predicted model, not a curated record. Gene Ontology annotation, cellular component: trans-Golgi network membrane. The transcript has 5 exons.
ACACCGGGUCCUUUUAAUUCUAUAAUUUUUCUUUGCUCAAAAUAAAUUUAAAUUGUUAUUGCGGCAGUGCUGCAUUUGCAAAUAGUUUUUCUUGGUGUGCAUAACAUACGAUAAAUAAUUUAGAACGCUCCAUCUACCGUGUGAUAUCGAUUUAAGUUCACCUGUGGCCAACUACAAGCCAAAUCGUCUCCGUCGCUACCCCUCAGACCCAGACCCAGUAAACGAUUUUUCUGGUGCAAUUAAAGUACAUUACUCACUGAUAAGGCAACGAGGAUAGCAAGCAUGGCGGAACGUGAGCGCAGCAUACAUGAAAUGCUUAAAGACACACCAUCGAUGAACGACAGCUGCGGUGCCGUGCACACUGGCACGGAAGGCGGCAGCCUGGGAAUGAUGGGGAUAAGCGGCAGCGCCAGCAGUCACAUUAUUGGAACAGGCAUCCCAUUAACGCCCACCACACCCAUGUCACCUAUAAGUCCACAAACGGGCAACGGUUUCCUAACAUCAGCAGACGGCAGCAGCAGCCUGAUACGGACGAGCGCUUCCAAGAUUGAUAGCAUCAAGAACUGGAGCAUAUCAACGUACAAGUGCACGCGUCAGAUAAUGCUCGAGAAGCUGGGGAAAUCACAGCGCACCGUCGACUCGGAUCUGGAGGCGCAAAUCGAACAGCUGCGCGAUACCCAACGAAAAUAUUUGUCCAUUUUACGAUUGACGCGCGCCUUCAGCUCACAUUUCCAACACGUUGUGGUGUCGCAGCAAUCACUGGCAGACGCCUUUGCUGAUCUGGCGCAAAAAAAUCCCGAACUGCAGAAGGAGUUCAUCUGCAAUUCGGAGACGCAACGAAACUUGACCAAAAAUGGCGAAUUACUCUUGAAUGCGUUAAACUUUUUCAUCUCAUCGGUGAAUACGCUAUGCAACAAGACCAUAGAUGAUACCCUCCUAACGAUACGACAAUACGAGACGGCUAGAAUCGAAUUUGAUGCCUAUCGAAUGGAUCUGGAGAACACAAAGCCAGAAAUCACCCAAGCGGCGUCUUCUCUGGAAGAGACCCAGCGCAGCUAUGCGCAUCACAAGGAUCAAUACGAAAAGCUGCGCGGUGAUGUAGCCAUCAAAAUGCAAUUUCUCGAUGAGAAUCGCAUCAAAGUGAUGCACAAGCAGCUCAUUCUGUUGCACAAUGCCAUUGCCGCGUACUUCUCGGGCAAUGCCAUGGCACUGGAGAGCACAUUGAAGCAGUUCAACAUUAAGCUAAAGUCUCCAAAUAACAUCACUGGUUCAUGGCUGGAACAGUAAUAUGGACCUGCACAUCAGCACAUUCAAGAAACAAAGUAUUAACCCCUGUAGCACAUGAACCACUUUUCGCCUACAUGCCGGCAUUUAUGCGUAUAUUCAUCUAAAGCUGAAGGAGUACGCUCUCUAUAAAAGCAGCAUGACUUGAAACAAUAUCUGAAGCUUAUAUUUAAGUCGAACUUCUAAUUGAUAAGCAGAAAGUGAAGGCGAGCACAGUCCAUGCAGCAUGAUUUCCAUGUAACUAUUUACAUUUCCACAUAACUCGUACUUAAAAUAGUUCCUUCUGUUUCAAAAUUUAUAUAUUUAAAUUGAACGCAACGCGCUCACCUCUACCAUUUGUAGCCGAAUAACGCUCAGUGCAAUAUAUUUAUAUAUUUAUUUGA